GAAACAAACGGAAAACAAAAAGAAGUAUCUAAAGUCUAAACCCUAACCCUCCAUUACGAUUUAUAACUCUUCUCUCUCUCGAUUCAUCCGUUCGACCAUUCCAGCUUCCGACCUUAAAAGUUGACGAAUUAUCGCACAUUUCGGAUUUCCAGCAUCAAAUUAAUUUGAGGAAUAGAUAAGAAGAGUAGGAGAAUAAGAUAGCUGGAAAAUUUAACUUUUUUCGCAAGAGCAGAAGUUCGAAUUUUCCAAAAAUUUGAAGGGUUCUUAAAUGGGUUCCUCUCGAAAGCGAUCGAAACGAGCUGUUGAGAGUGAUAGCGAGGUGGGUUCCGAAGAAGAGGAUGAAUUUGUGAAUGAGAUUAGUGGAGAGGAAUUUGAGGCCUCUGACGAUGAUUAUUCAGAUGAGUUGGGAAAUGAGGAGGGUGAGAGCGAAAGCGAGGACGGAAGUGAAAACGGAGAAGAAGAAGAAGAAGCUGAUGAAGAUGGCAGUAUACCAAAUGGUAGACAGAAGGAUGAUGAGAUGCAGGAACUUGAAAAAGAGUAUAGAGAUCUUCAAACUAUGGAACAGAGUUUGAUACAAAAUUUGAAGCGACACAAGGAUGAAGAUCUUGUAAAGGGGCAGGCUAUUAAGAGCCAGAAGGCUCUUUGGGAUAAGGCCCUUGAACUCAGGUUUUUGUUACAGAAACCAUUUUUUAAAUCGAAUAAGCUACCGCAGGAACCAAUUCGGUCAUCUUUCUGCGAGGCAGACGAAGACGUAUCUGCUGCAUAUUCAGAUCUUAUUGCUUCGUCUAACAAGGCAAUAGAAUCCCUCGUGCAUCUACAAGAGGCUCUACAUGACAAUAAUCCAUCAAUCGUCGAAGCCACAGAAGAAGGAGAAUCUCAAUAUCUUAAAUCUUCUGAGGAGAAGGAGAAAAUUGAUUUUUACAAGGAGAAAGAGUGGUUACAAAUCUUUCAAGCACAGUCAAGAGUAGUACCUUUCAGAAAUAAGUCGGUAGAUAAGUGGCAGAGAAAAGCUGAUGUCCAGAGUGGUGCUGCUGCGAAGAAAGUAAAAUUGUUGGCCUUUAACCAGAAUAUAAGUGACCAAGUCGCAACAUACAUGAGGGAUCCAACAAAAAUGAUUAGGAGUAUGCAAAUGAGAAGAGAAAGUAUUGGUGUAUUCGGCAAUAUUGCUGAGCAGGCUGGUAAUGUCAAUGAGGAGGGAAAUGUCGAGGGUGACCCUGAACUUCUGGAUGACUCUGAAUUUUACCAACAAUUGCUGAAGGAAUUCUUUGAGACAGUUGAUCCAACAUCUUCAGAGUCGGCAUUUUAUGCUUUGAAGAGGCUACAAACUAAGAAAAGGAAAGUGGUAGACCGCCGAGCCUCCAAGAGCAGAAAAAUCAGGUAUCAUGUCCAUGAAAAAAUUGUCAAUUUCAUGGCGCCUGAACCAAUGGACCUCCCACUAAUGGCUCCUAAGUUAUUUGAGAAUUUGUUCGGAUUGAAAACUCAGAAACCUACAGCAGCUGCAUAGGAUCGUCUCUGUUCAUUUCUGGAUGUUGUAUUAGUCUUUUUUGUCUAAUCAAUCAUAGUUGUGCUAUAGCUAUUCUUAGCAAUGGGAUUAUUUGCCUGUAAACGCUACUAGUCCCUUAAUUGAGUUACUGAAGUCUUAAGCUUCUAGGAUCUGCUCCAUUAUCUUGUAUCGCACUUCCUUUGAUCUCUUGUUUGUGCUAAUAUGCAAAAAAGUCACUUGCUUUCUCUUUGCUA
Molecule: messenger RNA, 1737 nt
Organism: Beta vulgaris subsp. vulgaris (sugar beet)
Lineage: Eukaryota; Viridiplantae; Streptophyta; Magnoliopsida; Caryophyllales; Amaranthaceae
Exons: 14
Coding region: 269-1504 (411 amino acids)
Cellular component (GO): nucleus; nucleolus
Source: RefSeq, a predicted model, not a curated record